UAGGACGAUGUCCCGAGGGGAGGCGAGCAACAGGCGUGUCGGGACUCCGGCCGCAGGGCCGAUCACGUGGCCUGUCGUUACGAUACGGUAAGGUCGUAUGGGACGGUAAAGGCCAGACUGCCUCCUUCGGGGACUCGCGACGGCCUUCUAUACUUCGGCGCCCUCCAUCAUAAACGGCCACCUUAGCCAAGGUCAUGUAAACACUUUGCCAGUUCUCUCUCUUCUCGCUCGUUUUCUCUUGCUCACCAAACGACCUCUCCGCCAUCAAUCUGCUCGCUUAACAUAAUUAAUUGCUAUGUUCGACUUCCUCUAAAACUUUCCUUAACGUCGCAAAUCUAGGGGACUUCACUCAUGAUGCUUGUUUCUUUGACCACCUUUCUUGCCUUCCUGUCGGCUGUCCAUGGCCUAACCCCUUCGCAAAUCCCGCCAGACACCCCCCUGGCAUCACUGGUCGCUUCUGCGAAGACUAAUCUCGCCAGUGGCUCACCCCGUGAGGCUUUGCUAUACUUCGACGCAGCGGUCUCAAGGGAUCCCACUAACUACCUUACAAUCUUCCAGCGGGGUGCCGCGUACUUAUCACUGGGGAAAAGCUCGCAGGCCCUCGGCGAUUUUGACCGUGUUCUACAAUUGAAGCCGGACUUCGAAAGCGCUCUCUUACAACGCGCCCGUCUUCGGGCCAACUCUGCUGACUGGACCGGUGCCCUGGCUGAUCUGGAGCAGGCCGGCAAGCAAUCGUCUCCGGACUAUCAAGAACUGCAGGAUGCGCGGGAUGCGGCACUUCAGGCGCACCAGGCAGAGGAGCAUGGCGACUGGGACGCCUGCAUCAAUCAAGCAAACGUGGCCGUUCUGAAGGCGAGCGGCUCCCUGGGAUUGCGACAGACUCGGGCGCAUUGCCGGUUUGAGAAGGGUGAGAUAGAAGAAGGGAUUAGCGAUCUAGCCCACGUACUGCUAAUUUCACCCGGUUUGGUUGAGCCGCAUCUACAAAUAUCCUCGAUGCUGUUCUAUUCGCUGGGAGACAGCGAGCGGGGGAUCGCACAGAUUCGAAAAUGCCUUCACUCCGACCCCGAUUCAAAACCGUGCAACCGCCUCUACCGAACUGAAAGAAGCCUACUCAAGCGACUACAGAAGCUACAGGAUGCGUUUAAUUCGCGCAAGUUCAACAAUGCCAUCAAUCUGCUUGUCGGUGUAGGGGAUGAAAGUGGCCUUCUUGGGGAUGUGAAGGAGGACGUGGCGCUUGGGAGGGAGACCGGACAUAUUCAUCGCACGGCUCCCGACAAUCUCUAUGCGUCAUUGGUAGAACAGACUUGUGAUGCCUACCGCGAGGCACGCUUGUUCAAGCGGGCAACCCCGUACUGCUCCGAGGCGCUUGAGUCAAAUCCCAACUCACUGCCAGCGCUAUUGUUCCGCAGUCAGGCCGCUAUCGACGACGAGCGCUUUGAGGACGCUAUUCGCAUGUUAAACACCGCCAAGGAGCACCACCCCGGCUCCAAGGAUGUCCAACAGAUGUUGCAACAGGCCCAGGUAUUGCUAAAACGCUCGAAGCAAAAAGACUACUACAAGGUCCUGGCUGUCAGUCGGGACGCUGAUGAGCGCACAAUCAAGCGAGCCUAUCGCCAGCUAACCAAGCAACACCAUCCUGAUAAGGCUGUCUCUCAGGGCGUCACAAAGGAGGAAGCUGAAAAGAAGAUGGCCUCCAUCAACGAGGCGUACGAGGUCCUAUCCGACCCUGAGUUGAGGGCGCGCUACGAUAGCGGGGAUGACCCGAAUGACCACGAAUCUCAAAGGGGGCAUCCGUUCCAAGGGAAUCCAUUCGGCUCGGGCGGGCAGCAAUUCUUCUUCCAGCAAGGUGGUGGGCCACAGUUCAAGUUCUCGGGCCAGGGAUUCAAUUUUCCCGGUGGCUUCCCUUUUCGCUAGUAUCCCCUACGUUUAUACAUAUGUAUGAAUUGUUGGCGAGAGGCUGGGCGGGAUGGUCGUGUACACUUUUACCCUUGGUUCGUGCCUUCUUACUUGUCCCCUUUCCAACGACUAUAGUUUGCCGAAGAAUACAGUGUAAAGCAUGAUACUAUGAUUCACAGG
This is a messenger RNA of Aspergillus melleus, 2076 nucleotides long. Its product is annotated as DnaJ and TPR domain protein. The transcript has 2 exons. Gene Ontology annotation, molecular function: protein-folding chaperone binding; misfolded protein binding. The record is from RefSeq and is a predicted model, not a curated record. Gene Ontology annotation, biological process: protein folding in endoplasmic reticulum. Gene Ontology annotation, cellular component: endoplasmic reticulum. NCBI's taxonomy places the organism in Eukaryota, Fungi, Ascomycota, Eurotiomycetes, Eurotiales, Aspergillaceae. Bases 352 to 1914 code for a protein of 520 amino acids.